AUGGUGGUCAUUGCCCUCGUCACCAUCUCCCGCGUUGCCAUGGGAAAUAUCGUUGAGGCUUGCAUAUCGCAGUGCGCCUGGAUCUGGAUUUCCAAAUCGCACCAGCGGCGCACCCACACCGUCGCCCGCCUGGAGGACUUCAAGCUCUUUGACGAGGCCUCACGCGGCUUCCUUGGCAGUGUGGCUCUCAUCUGGCGCAUGAAGGGACUGCAUUUGUCUUGCAUCGGUGCAACCAUCAUCAUCAUCACACACGGCUUUGAAACCUUCUCGCAGCAAAUGGUCGACUACGUCGCGAGGCCUGUCGUCUUCAAAAACGAGGCUGAGCGAUCCGCGCCGGCGAAUCUUCGCAGCGAUUACUGGGACAAUGUUGAGCAGCGAGAUUCGAGCACCAACUUGACUCUUCAACUUUCAACGAAAGCGGCCAUAUACACCGGAAUUAUUGCCCACGAGAUCCCAGUUUUAAUGCCAUCUUGUGAUACUGGUAACUGCAGCUGGCCCGUCUUUCCUUCGUUGGCUGUCUGCGGCGAAUGCAAGCCAAAAAGUGUGAUGGUUCAGUGCAACGGCGAAGGCUGUACUCAUUCCGUUUCUCCUAGUACCUCCGUCAUCGUCUUGCACGGCGAUGGAAACGAGGCUUUCAGGGUGCGGCCAAUCACGGAGCACCCGUCACUCAAAGACCAGGGCAGCACAGCUUAUCUAUCCGUUUUCGAGGCGUUGGCUGCUGCUGAGUACAAGUCGAAAUCAAACUCAACAGCCUUUGAGUGUGCUUUAUGGGCAUGUAUGCAAGCGUACGAUACGGCCAUGAAUGAUGGUCAUCUCAGCCAAAACGUCACCACCAUGUGGAAUGAAACGCGCGUAGAAAACGCGACAAGUGCUCACCUGGAGGAGUAUGUCUUUGUCAAUUUCCCGACCCAAAUGAACACCCUUGAACGCUCGAGGCACGCCAUCUCGACUCGUGCAGUUCAGGCAAUUCGCAGGUUCAUGGACGGGCUGACAGACGGAUGGUAUGAGGACAAUGUAGGCCGAGUCAGAUUUUCUUCCGACUGGGCUGAAGCAAUCCAUGAUGGGAUGCCGACCAUGUCAAAGUGGAUGGAGCAACUGACUCUUAGUCUCAGCAACGAAUUUCGGCGGCAUGGCAAGAUGCAAGAUGACCACAGUAUCAAAUACGAGGGAAGCGCCACGAAAAUGGCCAGUUUUGUCAAGGUGAAGUGGUUCUGGAUGAUCUAUCCUCCACUGUGUCUGAUUAUCAGCGUAUACUACCUCUUUGCCACCAUCCUUGCGGGGGUCCGCGACGACGUUGCGAUCUGGAAGGGCGAUUCCAUGCCGAUGCUCUUCAGCUGCAUUCACCCCGAUAUUCUGCAACUCGGAGCCGGCAAGAUGGACACCCACAAGGGACUAGAUGAACUUGGUCGCCAUGGCAUUGCGCUGGCCAAGGCCGAGUCCGGUGCGUGGAUGUUCGAGCCGACUGUCGGACCCGAGGAUCGACGGGGGCGGCUUCGGCGGGUAUUCCGAUGGCGAGACUGA
Molecule: messenger RNA, 1521 nt
Organism: Cordyceps fumosorosea ARSEF 2679
Lineage: Eukaryota; Fungi; Ascomycota; Sordariomycetes; Hypocreales; Cordycipitaceae
Product: arginase family protein
Exons: 3
Coding region: 1-1521 (506 amino acids)
Source: RefSeq, a predicted model, not a curated record